This is a messenger RNA of Phyllotreta striolata, 979 nucleotides long. NCBI's taxonomy places the organism in Eukaryota, Metazoa, Arthropoda, Insecta, Coleoptera, Chrysomelidae. The record is from the annotation of a GenBank genome assembly.
GAUAAUUUAAGGUUAAAACUAAAUGUUGCAUUAUAAAUAUAACAUAUUUUUAACAUUUAUGAAAUACAACAAUAUGCUCACUUGUAAAAAUAUGCUUAAGUGAUGCAUGAAUUUUUAUUACACAAAUUGCAAUAAAAUUUUAAAUUUAUAUUCAACACAUUAUGGUAAUAAUAAUAACCAAACAAAAUGAUCAACACAGAUGAUUGCUUCUCUGAUUUGGCAUCUAUACACGCCGAUCCACCUUUAAUGCGAGACAUUUGUUCAAAAUGCCAUCGACCGUGUACAGUAUGCUACUGCAGUUGGUUACCAGUACCACCAAUGUCUCCUAAAAGCAGAAUAAUCCUUCUGCAGCAUCCCGCCGAAGAAAAAAGGUGCCUUAGAACUGCCACUAUGCUACAAUUAGGUUUAGAACCAUCGAAGUGCUUGGUAUUCAAAGGAAAACGAUUCCCCGGAAAGUACACUGUACUCGAAGACCUUCUAAAUGCUCCAAACACGAUUCUCUUAUACCCAAGUGGUAAAUCGGUCGAAGUACAGAGAGUACAAGAAACUAAUUCUUAUGAAUCAUAUAAUAUUGUGAUAUUAGAUGGAACAUGGCCUCAAGCUAAAGCUAUUUACACGGGAAGUCCCAUUUUGCACAACUUGAAGCAAGUCAAGUUGCUCGAUCACGAUAUUAGUAGUUAUAUUAUAAGAACACAGCCUACUGACGGCUGUCUUAGCACAAUAGAAACGGCUGCAUUGGCGUUGGACUCGUUAGAAAACGAUACUAGGUACAAAGAACUCUUACUAGCACCGCUCAAAGCUAUGUGCGAAUUUCAAUUGAAAAACGGAGCCGUAUCGCAUCAAAGCAAGGAGUUCAGGAUAAAAAACAACACUUAUCCCAAAUUGAUCGGCAAACGAUUGAACAAAAUACUUCAAGAAGCAGAUAGAUUUAAGAAUGCAGAUAAUGUAGAGUAGAUAGAAUAAAUUGCAAAUUUAUAAC